UCAUCAUUCCAGUUUCGACAGUCGAUGUUUGCCGUCGUUCGUUUCGGAUGUCCUGUCGUCAACGUUCUCGUUAGUCCGUAACGUUCUGUUAUCGUCGUCGUGUAUCCUGUGCUGCCCAAGACAACGUCUCGUUCCAGUGCCCGCAGGAAUAAGCAUCGUUUGCACCGUUGGAGCAAGGUUGCCGGCUGGUCUUCGCCGACUCUUCGCCAUCAAGUCAUUCACGUUUACGAUUGUACUGAAGGUAUCGGAAAAAAAAUGAAGUCGCGAACAGUCACUACUAUGAUCAUGAUGAUGGUCGUCCUACUCGUCGUGCCACUUCUAAACGUUGGAGGGCAUGACCUUGUUACAGCUGAUGUCCCUACUACAACUCCCCCAGCCACUACAACUGCGUCACCCGCGUCGCAGCCUCAUCCACCAACGACACCCACGUCGCAGCCUCAUCCACCCACCACACCCACGUCGCAGCCUCAUCCACCAACGACACCAGCCACAAUGAAUGCCACAGCAACUCCAGCACGAACACAAACCACUGGACCAGAGAAGGUGGUGUCGAUUUCAUGCACAACCAGCACGAAAGGGGAUGCAACGGCUCUAUCCAUAGAUCGUCAUCAUUACGGGAUAAGUGUUGCGGCGCUACUACUCACUAUCUUUCAUCUUGCUUUCCAUCUAGGAAUAUUAAUCUUUGCUGAUGUAUACCAACUAAGAUUCCGAGGUAUGGGUAACUGAAUUUUGUAGCCACAGACGUGUUGGGGAAGAAGGAUUAACUGCCGCCAGUAUGGAGAUGAGUUAAGACUGAGCAUGCAAGCCACGCAAGCACUUCCUCUUUGGAUAUCACAUUUGUCAUCUUGCUCAGCUGGUUGCCAUGCCAAUGCCCUGUAAGGUUGUGUUUCAAGCCGGAGACUAUUGAACACUCACCAUCAUAACUACAGCUGUUAGCUGCCCUGCAUACAGUGAAGCUACUUGGAUGACCACAUCUUCAUGCAAUGCUGCUGCUGUUGCUGGGAAAGUAACCACGGGUAGAUUUCGACAUAUUGUUUAUUCAACCUAUCCAGUACAUUACACACUCACUGGAGUUGCACAUACUCUUUUUCAACAGUACAAUCAUCACUCUGUAGCAAUUCUGUCACUAGCUCACAUCAAGUCCUGUAGUCUGAUCUUUGUUCCAUGCAAUUAGUUUAUGCACUCGUUGUAGUCAAUGUACGCUACCUUGGUGAACUGCCUGAUUUCGAAGCAUUGUACUUUUGUUUGUGGUGUUUUUGGUUUUUCCUAGUUAUCUAGUCAGCGCAGUUCUCAGUUCUGCACUGUCAUAUUAUACUUGCUGAGCUGCCUGGUUUCCAUAGCAUUGUGCCUUUGUUUGUCAUUUUUGUUUGUUUUGUCCUGGUUAUCUAGUCCUCUCAAUUCUGCAUAAUCUGUUUCUAUACAGUCAUCCUGUACUGUGAUAUACUAGAAUAUUCAUAGUUGUUUGAAGUACAUGUACAUGAUGUACAUGUAGCUGCCAGCUAGCACCCAUGUCCAUGACUGUGCUGGUGUACUCCACUGGCUCAUUUUUCUUGUCCAAUAAAUCACAGGCAAUAAUACUGUGCAAGAUAA
This is a messenger RNA of Sycon ciliatum, 1590 nucleotides long. RefSeq names its product UV excision repair protein RAD23 homolog. The transcript has 6 exons. The coding region runs from base 256 to 726 and encodes 156 amino acids. The record is from RefSeq and is a predicted model, not a curated record. Lineage: Eukaryota; Metazoa; Porifera; Calcarea; Leucosolenida; Sycettidae.